CGCACAUGGCUCGUGUUUCGAAAAGGACCUGCACUUAGAGCCGUCCGAGAAAAAAGGAAGCUCUUCGAAUUUUCGACAGGUUUUCAUCUGGACAAGAUGAAGCCUCGUCACAAUAAUCAGUUGGCACACUCGUUGCCUCAGCUGCAAAAUCUCGUGAAACGGGAUCCGCCUUCGUAUAAGGAUGAGGUCCGCCAGCAGUAUUCGCAUUAUCGAACGCUCUACGCGCAGCCAUCGGAAUACACCUCGGAUAAAUUUGAAGAGCUCAUCAUGUUCCUGGCAAAUGUUUGCAAGCAUUACGACUUCAAGGAUCAGUUCAUUCAAGAUUGCAUGGAACUCUUGAAGAGCCAAGCCCACGUGCUGACGGCUGAUACGAGACUCUGCAUCUGUCGCGCGCUGAUCAUGAUGAGAAACAAGGGGCUGCUCGAACCUCUGCCCCUGUUGGAGCUUUACUUCGGCAUGUUCAGAGUGAAAUUCGAUAAGAAUCUCCGGGAAUUCCUCAAGCAGCACAUAAUCGCCGACAUAAAGAACACAAAUCAAAAGACGAAAUCGACAAAGCUCAACAACACCCUGCAAAACUUCAUGUUCACGGUGUUGAAGGACAGCGAUACACAGGCUGCGAAGCAGUCCUUGGAUUGCGUGGUUGCUCUCUAUCAGAAGCAGGUAUGGAACGAUGCGAAAACCGUGAAUGUGAUCGCGACCGCGUGCUUCCACCCCGAAGUCAAAGUUAUGGCAACGGCGGUGAAGUUCUUUCUCGGCUGUGAUGAGGAACCUCAACAGAACGACUCCGACUCGGACAGUGAUUCCGACGCUCCUGAUCUCAAGGACGCCUUGAUGACGCACAAGAUCAACAAGAAGUCCCGGAAACGCCAACGCUGGUUGGAGAACAUCAAGAAGAAAGCGAAGAAAGCCAAGAAAUCAGACAAAGCUCCCAGUUUCAACUUCUCCGCGCUCCACUUGAUACACGAUCCGCAGACUAUGGCUGAGAAACUUCUGAAGAGAUUGGAGAAACUCAAUGAGCGAUUCGAGGUCAAGUUGAUGAUUUUGAACCUCAUCUCGAGGCUAAUCGGAGUCCAUCAACUCAUUUUGUUCAACUUCUAUCCCAUAAUUCUGAGGUACGUCCAGCCUCAUCAGAGAGAGGUGACGAAACUGCUCCAAUACGCCGCCCAGGCCUGUCAUGAAUUGGUUCCUCCGGACAUACUCGAGCCCGUGGUCAAAGCCGUGGCGAAUAAUUUCGUCAGUGAGCGGAAUUCUGUCGAGGUCAUGACGGUAGGUUUGAACGCGAUCAGGGAAAUCUGCUCGCGCGCUCCCCUGGCUAUCGGUGAAGACCUUCUGCAAGAUCUUGUCAUGUACCGGACUUUCCGAGACAAGAAUGUCAGCACUGCUGCACGGAGCAUCGUCGCUCUCUACAGACAGGUGAACCCUGAGCUCUUGAAGAGGAAGUACAGGGCAAGGCCCACCGCAGAGCAGCAAGAGACCAUACACCUGAAGAAGUAUGGACAGACGGUUGCUGCAGAUUUCGUGUCAGGAGCGGAAGUACUGAACGAAGACUCUGGGAAUGAUGAAGACGACUCUGACGAAGAGCAACCUAACGAUAGCGAGGAUGGCGAAUGGAUUGACGUGAGCCACAGCGAGGACGAAGCGCCAGCUGAGAGGCCGGAAGAGGACGACGAGAAUGACGAUUGUGAGGAAUCGGACGAAGAGGAGGAUGUCGAAUACGAUGAUGAAGAAGGCGAUUGUGGCGAGGAUGACGAGGCUGGAGACGAAGCAGACGGACCCGCUCGGAAGAAGCUCAGAAAGGAAGGGGCCGAUGAGAACACGCCCGUAUUGAGUCUCGAGGAACGACGGGAGAAGGCCAAGAUGAUCUCUUCGACGAGGAUCCUUUCGCAAAAGGAAUUCCAGAAAGUUCGAGCCGCGCAACUGGCGAAGAAAGUCAAUGUAGCUCUUCCUCGGAGAUUCGUGAAGAAGAAGAAUGGCACUCCAACCGAGACAGUCCUGGAUCCCGAGUCGGGUCUGAUCGUGGAUUCGGCGCUCCGGAAAGAGACCGUCGCUCUGAGAGACAUCGAGAAGUUGUCCAAGAACCUCAAAAACGACAAGGCCGCUCGGCUAGCGUCGAUUCAAGCGGGUCGAGAAGGACGCGAGAAAUAUGGAGGGUACAAGCAGAAGAAGGCUGAAUACGCAUCGCUGAGUAACAAACAGAAACGCAAAACCAAGUCGUACAACAUGAUCAAGCAUAAGGCUAGAUCCAAGGUCAAGCGCAGCUUCCGGGACAAACAGCAAGCCCUGAAAGUUUCGCUCAAGAAGAUCAUCAAGCAUAAAUACUGAUUCUCUACGUUUGGAUGUACAUUUUGGGAGGUUGGGUGCGAGGCUUUUGUUGGCUGAGACUUGAUGACGCGGGGCAAUCCACUGACGUGACGUUGUCGAUAAUGUUGAUUUUGUACCUUAACGACGAAAACUGAUGAGGCUCCGUCAGUCACUCGUUCCGAAUAAACAAUCUUCUGCCGU
Messenger RNA from Galendromus occidentalis (western predatory mite), 2502 nucleotides. RefSeq names its product SDA1 domain containing protein Mys45A (gene Mys45A). Bases 97 to 2322 code for a protein of 741 amino acids. Gene Ontology annotation, cellular component: nucleolus. The record is from RefSeq and is a predicted model, not a curated record. The transcript is spliced from 12 exons. Gene Ontology annotation, biological process: ribosomal large subunit biogenesis; ribosomal large subunit export from nucleus. Lineage: Eukaryota; Metazoa; Arthropoda; Arachnida; Mesostigmata; Phytoseiidae.